AGCGGGAGAUAGCUGUUUAAUUUAUGAUACUUUAUUUUGGUUGUUGUAUUUGCCUGUUUUAGGCGUUUUUAAUUGCUUCAAUUAGGAAUAUGUGAAACAUCCUUUUUAGUAAAUCUCCGCUUUGAUUGAUUGUUUAUCGUUCGCUGAUUUUCUGGUUCGUGUUAAAUAAUGUAAUGGAUUCAUUUCUGAAUAGCGCAACUGCUGCUCUACGUUCUGGUUGUUCUAGCCAGUGGCUUCUUGUAGUUGGAAAUGAAGCAUGUGAUUUAGAUAGUACAGCGUGUGCUCUUGCCUAUGGAUUUUAUAAACAAGCGGUAAGUCAACUUUCUGUAGUCGUUCCUUUUCUUACAGAAUUGUUUAGAUGCUUGGAAAUGAGUUCACUGUUAUACCUGUAUGCAAUAUCAAUAGAGCAGAUAUGAUUUUACGUACAGAAGUCACUUUUUGGUUAACGCAAUGUGGUUUAAAAUGGGAAGAAUUAAUUUAUGUCGAUGAUUUGUUCAGUGGAAAUCAAGCAACAACACUUAAUGAAAAUCAAGCAUCUCUUAUACUUGUUGAUCAUCAUUUGCCAAGUGAAAAAUUUAGCGAAUUGCCAAUUGUGGAAAUAAUUGAUCAUCAUCAGCAGCAAAUAACAAAUAAUCAAAUUGUUGAAAAUUGUCCUUUCAAACAAAUCGAUCUUGUCGGUUCGUGUUCAAGUCUAGUUACCUUGGAAAUUUUAAAGGGAAUCGAUGGAAGCGAACUGCCAGUCAGUGUAUGGAAAUUACUUUAUGGCGCUAUACUGAUUGAUACAAUUGGACUUUCUAGUGCUGGUCAAACAGCUGGACGUUUAACUGAAUUAGAUUAUCGUAUGGCUUGUCGUAUUGAAGAUAUUAUUUGUGAUCAAUUAUUUACGCCUAGUAUUUCUAGAAAUACAUUGUUUACACAAUUGGAAGCAGCAAAAUUUGAUGUUCAAGGUUUAUCUACAUGGGAUUUGUUACGUCGUGAUAUGAAAAUUGCUUCAAAUCCAGAUAAUGACAAAUGUCGAAUUGUAUGUUCCACUGUCUCUGGAGUGGAUUUUCAAGUUUUGGCUGGUAGAUCCGAUUUUGUUGAAGCAGCAAAUCGAAUGUGUACGGAAUAUAAUACAACCAUACUUAUCUGUAUUACUGUUGGAUAUCCACCAGGCGACCAUUCUUCUGCACCUCCAUCUGAGUUAACAGCUUUCCGAAGAAGAGCUGUCAUUUUUUACAAUAUGGAUGCUCCUAUUCAGUAUUAUAAUGCUUUACUUCAAUAUUUUCUUGAUCCAAAGCAUAAUUUACAGUUAGUGCCUCAAUCUAUCCCGGGAUUUAAUCAUUUCACCGCAAUUGUCAAUAAUAUCAAAGUUACACGGAAAACUGUAUUGCCUUUAUUGAUUCACUUCCUACAACAAUCCGAAUCAUUGGAAAAUACUAAGACAACAUUAGUGGAUAAUAGUCGUAAAAAUGACGAGCAUAACAAUAAUGAUGAUGACAAUAACAAUAAUAAUAACAAGCCUAUGGAGGAUAAUAAUCAGUCAGAAGAGAAUACUAAGCGUUCACAGUCACCUGAUACAAAUCUUAAGUGUUCAUCGAAAGCACAAGAUCAGAAUAAAAAUACAACCGAGUUUGUUUCAAAGGAUGUUGUUCUUUCCUUACGAAAUUGGCUUAUUCCUUUACGUCCACGAGAACGAUGUGAAUUUCUUCGAUCCUGUCGACAAAGUUCCCUUAAUCCUGAUGAAAGUCCAUCACUUGAUCUAUUGAACUGUUUAUGGACAAGUAUUUUUCGAGAGAUUGGUAAUACUUCGCAUACAAUGAAGUAUGCUGUUGGUACACAAACACCGUUACCUAAACUAGUAUGGUUAAAAUCACGUCAAACUAGACGUGUUGCAAGUAUGAUUCACGGUCGAAAUUCAGUUAUCAAAGGAGCUCCAAACAAAAUGGAAAAUUUCAAGUCUUCACGACGUUUUACUCUAUCAGACAUUAAAGAUCUUAGUCCACAUGAAGAAAUACCAUCAUUGACAAGUAAAAAUGAUAUGCCAACUAUACGUCUUCUUCGGAAUGGAUCUGAUGAAAAUUUAAGUGUUUCAGAUUCUGAAAAUACUAAACCAAGUUGGCUUGAGACUGAAUACUUAACACGUAUUCCUGCUUGGCUACCGACUAGUUUCAUUUCAACUUCAUUGGAUUCCGCUGAAGCAAUAAGCUAUAGACUUUAUCGUCGUUUAUCUUCAAUGUCAUUGUGUAGAAAUUUCGAUGAUGAUAUCCCGCCUUUGCAGGAGAGUGGUCAAGUUCUUUCUACAACUUUAAAUAAAAAUAAUCUUGAUACUAAUAAACUUGAAGCUGAUGAAUUAGCCUUGCUACGCACAUCACUUACUGAUUUCACACCAUUAUUAUAUCUAGAUAAAGAGACAUCAACAUCUGGUUUAUGCAGUUACAUGAAUUGGUCUUCUAGUCAACCAGAUUAUAUUACUGAACGAGGUCUUAAAUACCUGAAGUUGGGUUCUCAUGUUCAGUCAAGUAAAGCUGACAACAUAAGUAUGAAAUCUACUACUCCAACUGAAAAUUUAUCAGCCAGUUCAACUGAAAACACAAGAAUCAUUGUUUCAGGCGAAGAUAUGGAGACAUUUCUUGUUGUUGUUGAUUUUACUGAUUUAUCAUUAUUUCUGUUUCAUUCUAUUUCGUCUAUUCGUAGAAGCAUAUGCAUUUUGAUAUUUUGUUAUGUUCCAUCGAAGAUAAUUGAAAUGCAACGUACAAGAGCCGUGGCAAUAUUCAAAAAGCUUCAUCGUACAUGUCAGAAAGUAUUUAAAGGCGAUUAUGAAACAUUACAAGCUGCUAGAGAGAAAAUCAAUUCAGAAUUUCGAGCUAAUCGAAAUGAAACAGAUCCAGAGAAAGUAGACGAAUUAUUAAAAACUGCAGAAGAUUCUGAAUUGCUUAUUAGAACGACGGUUAUUCAAAUGGAACUUGUCGAUGAAGAUAAAAAUGUUUACAGAAUGAAUCUACGUGAUGAUUUAGCCUAUCGGGAUAAUGAACCUAGCAGUAAAGAAAAAUAAUCCAAGUGAAAAAAAAAUAGGAAGAUCAGAAGCCUUUAUCUAGUCUACAACCACACCUA
This is a messenger RNA of Trichobilharzia szidati, 3093 nucleotides long. The record is from the annotation of a GenBank genome assembly. Lineage: Eukaryota; Metazoa; Platyhelminthes; Trematoda; Strigeidida; Schistosomatidae.